Molecule: messenger RNA, 2767 nt
Organism: Oncorhynchus kisutch (coho salmon)
Lineage: Eukaryota; Metazoa; Chordata; Actinopteri; Salmoniformes; Salmonidae
Product: metalloprotease TIKI2
Exons: 7
Coding region: 384-1985 (533 amino acids)
Biological process (GO): negative regulation of Wnt signaling pathway
Cellular component (GO): plasma membrane; organelle membrane
Molecular function (GO): metalloendopeptidase activity; Wnt-protein binding
Source: RefSeq, a predicted model, not a curated record
UGGGGGAAAAUAUUCAAAGCCUUCCACCUCCUCUCAACCACACACACACACACACACACACACACACACACACUUCUAGAGCGCACUGUGAAAACUUUCCCCUGCAACUGCUGAAUAGGUUAGUGCCUGCGACAGGACAGCGCCGAGUGGGAAGAGACAGUGAAAGCGGAACGCAUAGCCGGUUACUAGCUGCCUGGGGUUCGGGAAUGGCGGAUAGUCGGAAUGGUCCAUUCCCUCCUUCCGAACCGCACAUGUGAACCGAACCCCGUCUCCUGCGGGUCGAUUUUGUUACGUAUUAGGAGGCAAAGGACAGUAAAGAGCGAGAAAGAGACGAUUGACGUAUCUAAGACAGCCUGUCGACACCACUCUCCUCUCAUCUCGAGAUGGUCUGCGCGCCAGGACAUCGAUGGUUCCUACUUACCGCUCUCUUGCACGCUGUUGCACCCCUGGACAUCCGCGAGAGACCAAGGCAAUGUGACCCACCGAAGUCGCAAAGUGACAUGAACUCAUUCCUCUGGACAGUGAAGCACCCAGCUCCCUACCCUCCAUCCUAUCUUUUCGGGACCAUCCAUGUUCCCUACACCCGUGUAUGGGACUUUAUCCCAGACGUCUCCAAACGGGCCUUCAAGACCAGCGCCAACGUAUUCUUCGAGCUGGACCUGACCGACCCCCUGACUAUCUCCAAGCUGACCAGCUGCCAGCUGCUGCCCCACGGGGAGAACCUGCAGACCCUGCUGCCCCGGGACCUAUAUCGCCGCCUCAAACGCCACCUGGACUAUGUUAAGCACAUGAUGCCCUACUGGAUGACGGCGGACCAGCGGGGCCGGGGGCUGUACGCUGACUACCUCUUCAAUGCCAUCGCAGGGAAUUGGGAGAGGAAGAGGCCUGUGUGGGUGAUGCUGAUGGUCAACUCUCUGACGGAAUCAGACGUGAGGUCGCGGGGAACCCCCGUACUGGACCUGUUCCUGGCCCAGGAGGCCGACCGCAUGGGGAAGAGGACAGGAGCGGUGGAGCGGGUGGAGGAGCAGUGUCACCCCCUCAACGGACUCAACUUCUCCCAGGUGCUGUUUGCCCUGAACCAGACCCUGCUGCAGCAUGAGAGUGUAAGAGCAGGCAGUCUGCAGGGCUCCUACACCACCGAGGACCUCAUCACACACUACAACUGUGGAGACCUCAGCUCCAUCAUCUUCAACCAUGACACCUCACAGCUCCCUCACUUCAUCAACAGUUCCCUGCCGGCCCAUGAGAAGACCACGGCACUUCAGAUUGACAACUACUUCCGCCAGGAGCUCAUCUACAAACGCAAUGAGCGAAUGGCACGCCGCAUCUCCGCCCUCAUCCAGCGAAACCCCUCCCAGACCUUCUUCUUUGCUUUUGGUGCAGGUCACUUCCUGGGGAACCACAGUGUGUUGGACAUCCUGAGACAGGAGGGCUACAAGGUGGUGCACACACCAUCACACUACCAGGAACCAAUCACAGAUUCUUUGUCCCACAGAGAACCAACAGAAAGCCCCAGCGAUGGGGGCUCCGAUGCGGGUACAGUCUCUCCGUCUGACUGGGUGACCAGUCCCUCAGACCUGGAUGAUGGGCUGGAGGGGCUGGAGGAUGAGGAGCUGCCCCACAUGCUGCUGCCAGACAGCCUGAGCCAGCUGGAGGAGUUUGGGAGACACAAGCGCCCCCGGAAGGCCCACCGUGGUCACAGCCGCCCCCGCCUCUUCAGUGACCUGUGGGUCCGCAUUGGUGACAGCACCACACCUCCUCAGCCUAAUGUGAGAAUAACCAAUGGCUACGUGACAGUGGAGCCCGCCCUCACCCACCAAGAGCAGCGCAGGAGGGCAGACCUCUACCCCUCCAUGGAGGCCCCCAGCAAGGCUUCCCCCUCUGCCCUGCCCACCCCCAGCUCAGCCCAGCCCAACACUGGCACCACCCACUCUCUCACCUACCUGCUAACAUUGCUUAUCACUUACCUGCUGUUCACCUCCUGACCACACAGUGGAGCUGUCUCUACACACACACACUGACUGUCUCCAUACCUGAAUGAGCAUUGUUAUGUGCCAUAAUCCUAGAACAUACAAAGAUCUACAUAUAAAGAUUCUGCAAACGGGAACUGGAGGUGGAUAUUAACUGCUAUGGGCAUGGAACAUACAUUACACAGAUCACCAGACCCGACCCGACCCGACCGACAGACAGACAGACAGACAGACAGACAGACAGACAGACAGACAGACAGACAGACAGGGACCUCUGAGACAGACCGGUCCGUCUUCAGGCUCCUGUGAAGCGAGAUGCAACAGUCUGUGAAAAGUUAUUUAAACUCACACUGUGUGGAAUAAGCUUUUACCCAUGAUAAAAUGGAUGAACGGUCUAUCAGACAUCUAAUGGAAGAUACUAUAUGACAUCUAUAUUAUGAAGUUGUCAGUUGUAGAGGCUGAGUCUUUAAACCUCAAGAAAAAAAUAUGAUAGAAUAAUGAGUAUAGCACAAGGUCUGGAACUCUCAGAGGAGUCUAGAGAGGUGUCAAACCACCUUAAAUUAAAUAUUAUUAUGAAUAAUAUUGAUAUUAAUGAUGAUAGACAUACUAAUGACAAUAUUAACAGCUAUAACUGUAAUAAGGUCUAAUAUCUAAUAGACAUAGGACGAGGCACACAGUGGAAGUUUUUGUAAAUUGUGCAUUUUGUUUAUAAAAAAAAAUAUUGUAUAUUUAUUAUUUCUCUAAGAGUAUAUUUUAUUGCAUUUGAUCAUUACUUAAAAAUAAACGUUUGGAAAUUC